CAGAGUUCUAGAUGGGCACACAUGAGUCGGGACCUUCCUUUGCGGGCUCGGAUUCGGAGGAAAUUCCACUUAAGAAGUGGAUUCGGGAGAACCCUGGUGCUCUGGGAGAAAAGGUCUUGGCGAACUAGGGAACGGACUGCCUUUCUUGUUCAAGAUAUUGUCAAGUGCACCCAAAUAAGGAGCUAGCAAGGAUGCUUCAUAUGAUGCGACCAAAUGUUUACAAGGACCCAAACCAUAAGCCAGAGAUGGUGAUCACUUUGACAGAGUUCAAAGCGCUAUGUGGUUUUGUCAGCAUGGAGGAACUCAAGGAUGUCCUUAUCGAUGUGCCUAGAAUUGCAGAGCUGAUAGCGUUGUAUGAAUGUGAAAAUGACACGGAUGAUUCUGAAAAGAAAAAGUGUGAUAUAACCCACAUAGAGAUUGAGCCUUUGACACUUUUAGGUGUUUGUGCUGGUUUAAUUCCUUAUCCUCACCACAACCAAUCUCCACGUAAUACAUACCAGUGUGCAAUGGGGAAACAAGCUAUGGGAAAUAUUGCUUACAAUCAGGCAAGUAAAUUAUAG
This is a messenger RNA of Zingiber officinale, 560 nucleotides long. RefSeq names its product DNA-directed RNA polymerase III subunit 2-like. Gene Ontology annotation, biological process: DNA-templated transcription. The transcript is spliced from 3 exons. Gene Ontology annotation, molecular function: zinc ion binding; mannose-6-phosphate isomerase activity; DNA-directed RNA polymerase activity. The record is from RefSeq and is a predicted model, not a curated record. Lineage: Eukaryota; Viridiplantae; Streptophyta; Magnoliopsida; Zingiberales; Zingiberaceae. Gene Ontology annotation, cellular component: RNA polymerase III complex. Bases 192 to 560 code for a protein of 122 amino acids.